UCAGUUCUGUGACCCAGUUCGUUGAAAUUUUCGCACUCGUUCGAUCACUUUAUCUCUCUCCAUCUCUCUCUCUCUCUGAGCUCGGGGAGGCUCAUAUAGUCACAUCUCUCUCUGAUUCAAACCCUAACACUCCACACUCCAGCAUUAUCAGAGGGGAUCGCCUUCAAGUGUAUACGCAAGCUCAUCAAAUCAGUUCUAGGAACAGCAAUUGGAAAGGAUGGAGACCAGAAACUGGAAAGAUAGAAGAAAUUUAAAUGCAAAAUUCAGAGCCUUUCUUUCUCAGAUAUGAAGCCUUACCAGGGCCAAAGAAGAUAUGUAUAAAACUCCAGGAUGGGAAAGGACAAGGGAAACGAAGUAUGGGAGUUCUGUUGCCUUCGGGUGGUUUUCUGUCUGGUCGAGGAUACAUUUAAGGGAUUCCAUCUUAUGACAAUUCUGAGAAAUCUUAAAUGACCAAGAGAGGGUAUCUAUAUUCACACCAAAAGUCAUUAUCAGACGAACAGUGGGGUUGACCAUCUAUGCCUGGAAACGAAGUUGGAGACAGGGUCCACAAUUUCUUUGGCCAAGAGAAUUUGUACCAGGGCCAGCAUCAGUCUCAGGCGGCUGAUGAAGGCUGGGCUGGUCUGAAUAACAACCUAUGGGUUAGAAACCAGAGAGAGAUCACUUCUCCUUUUAUUUCAAAUUUGAAGAAUUAUAAUGCACAUCAACCAGAUUCCGUAGGACUGGGCCAGCCUUCUCACACACUUAAUGGCUUUAAUUUCUCUCAAUCAUAUAUAAGUCCUGAGAUUGGAAGAAGUGAAUCUCAAAAUCAACAUCAAACUCUGAACGGUUAUGCAGCAGGCCAACAACUUUUCCAUGCAAGACAGGUUGAAGCAAACUUUUUUGGUUCAGAUGCAGUAUCUGAUAGGCAUAUAAUAUCGAGAGGCCUAUCUAUUCAUGAAGCACAAGUGAAUAAUCCUGAACUAAGCAAGAAAAAUGUAGCUGGGUUGGAAACUACUGAUUCUCCUGUAAAUUUUGAUUUUUUUGGAGGUCAACAGCAAAUGAGCGGCAGAAAUCCCAGUGUCACCCAGAUUUUUCCUAAGCCGCAAACUGGGAAUCCUGACAUGCAGCUUCUGCAACAGCAAGCAAUAUUGUCACAUAUACAAGAACUUCAGAGGCAACGCCAAUUUCAGCAGCAGGAUGCAAGACAACAUGGUUCGAUGAAUCAGACCUCAUCUAACUCAAAGCUGGUAGCAGGAAACCAUUCAGCCACGCUGAUUGAUGGUAUUCCUGUUAAUGAGUUAUCUACCUCUCCUUGGCAGCCUGAGAAUAUGGGGAGCAAUACAAACUCAUUGCACCAUAGUUUGUCUACAGCAAUGCAGGGGUCCUCUAGUGGAUUUGUAUUUCCUUCCGAGCAGCAACAAUCACUGCGCGGUUUAUUUCCUGAACAAGUUGACCAGUCUUUGUAUGGGAUUCCUAUUUCUACUGCAAGUAGUUUUCUUGGUUCAAACUCUCUCAUUCCAUCAGAUAAACCUGCUAUGCAGCAGUUAGCUGUCGGUAACAACUCCAUUUCAGGGAGCCAUUAUACUGCAUACCCAGAUCAGGUUAGCAUGCAAGAUGGAAUGGUUGUAAGACAGGAUUUCCAGGGGAAAAGUAUGUUUGGCAUGCCUGCUAGUCAAGGUUUAAAUGGUGGGUUAAAUUCUGAAAACCUUCAGCAUGUGAAUCUCCAACAGAGAAAUGCAUCUAUGCAGGAAUUUAGUAGUGGACAAGAGUUCGAUAGGCCAUCAGAAGUGUCACAGGAGAAGACAAUGGCACAGGUUGCUCCACCACAAAAUGUGGCUACGUUAGACCCCACUGAAGAGAAGAUUUUGUAUGGUUCAGAUGACAACUUGUGGGAUGCUUUUGGGCGGAGUGAUAAUAUUACAGCAGGUGGUUUCAAUGCGCCAGAUGGUAGUGAUUUUAGUUCUGGAUAUUCCUUUUUACAGAGUGGAAGUUGGAGUGCUUUGAUGCAGUCAGCCGUGGCAGAAACUUCAAGUGGGGAUAUGAACAUUCAAGAAGGGUGGGGUGGUGUGAACUUCAAUAAUAGCGGGCCUCAAAAUGGGAAUCAGCAGCAAUUAGAUGCUAACGGCAGUGGAAAACUGCAAUCUGUUUGGGUUGAUAACAACUUGCAGACAUUGAAUUCUAGACAUUCUUCUGUCUCUGCCGAGGCUAAUAAUAGGCCCAACAAUUAUAUUAACUCAGCCAGCGUCCCUGGAUUUCAGCAACCAGGUCAUAAAUCGUUCUUUCAACAAACUGAAGGCUUUCAGAACAGUAUUGCCCAAGGUUCAACUCAUCCAGAUGGGGAAAGAAAAUGGAUUGACCGUAACCUGCAACAGAAGUCAUUUGCUGAAGGUCGGAAUAUAUCUGAAAACGAAGGCAAUACAUCAGGUGUGGAAAUAAAUGCAGAUCAUACGUCAGGUUCUUGGCUCCGUCAACAAAGUGUAUCCUCUUAUAGUAGCCAAACAUGUAAGCCUAAUGGUUGGAGCUAUAAUGAACCGAUGUUCUCCCAUGGGGGUAGCAGUAUGAAAAAUCAUGAGAGUCAUAGCAUGUCACAAUCUGCUCAGGAUGGAGAUCAUAAGCGAUCUAUAUGUGAAGAGAUGGGUUCUGCUGCUACUUUCAAGCAGAACCAUGAAUCAAUUCCUAACCCAACUGAUGAAUUGCAGCAUGCUAAUCAUGCUGUUGAGAACUCGCAGGUGUAUAAUGAAGGUACUAACUUCAUAAAUAAUCGUAACCUUUCCUUUUGGAAAGAUGCUAAUUCUUUAGUGGACUUAAAAGAAAGCGGUUUUGUGGCAAAAUACCAGCAGCAUCUCGAUAAGGGCUCUCAAAUAUUGGAAUCACCUGGGAAUAAUUGCUUAGAUAAGAGUGUGAAUGAAAUACAUGAGUUUGAAAACUCAAAUGCUAGUGAUACACACACUUCUGGAAGCAAACAGAAAGCAGGAGGUAAUAUCAUUCGAAAGCCAUCUGUAACUCCUCGCAGAUUUCAGUAUCAUCCAAUGGGGAAUUUAGACAUGGAUGUGUUACCUUCUUUUGGAACAAGCCAUCCAACACAGACACAGGCUACUGUGCAGCAGAGCUCUCACGGAUUUAAAGCCAGUGAGCUGAGUUAUUUUAGGCAAUCCAAAUCUGGAGCAGAGGGAAAUUCGAGUGAAGUUGAAAAGAGUGAAAUGAGAGCCUUUGGGGAUCUAUCUUCUAAAAGAAUGCUUCCACCUUUUGGAUCUCGUUUUUCUUCUUCUUCAGAUAAACUUGCUGGUCAUGAUCCGCGACAUGUGGCCUUGCCGUCAAGCCAAAAUAUGCUUGAGCUUCUUCACAAAGUGGAUCAACCAAGAGAACAUGGUAAUGCAACACAUAGUCCCUCUUACCGAAAUCAUUCUUCUGAAAUGGGUGAAGCAGAAACUUCUGAUGGAUCAGUUGGUCAAACGCCACGAAAUCAGUCCUCUGAUUCUCAAGUUUUUGGUUUGCAACUGGGUCUCCCUCAACGGUUGGCCAUGCAGGAUGCUGCGUUAUCUUCUCAUUGUUCCUCGCCUAUGGUUAUGAGUUCAACCCAUUCUAGCUCUGAUACAGGAGAACGUGGUCAUAUGUUGUUGCCUCCUGUAGCCUCUAACCAGAGGGAUUUGAGAAAUAAUAUAACCGGUUCUUCUGGACAUAGUGGCAAUAAAAUCCCUCAUAUCAAUGCUCAAGGAAACUUGGUUGCAGGUUCUCAAUCUGCCUUUCCUUAUCCUAGAAGUCAUCUUCAAAAUCAGCACCUUAUUGCCAAUCACUCUGCUAGUGUGUUUUCAGAUAAAAUUGGUAUUCAUUCAAGAAAUUUUGAAGACUCUUCUGAGCGAGUAGAAAAUAGUCAAAUGGUGUCAACAGAUAUUUCCAAAAGUGGUCUCCAAAUGAACCUAGUUUCUUCUGCUGACACAUCUCAGCAAAGCAGUGGUGUUGUAUCUAAUGCACAAAAUCCCCCCCAGCUUGCCCAGGAAUUGGGUUCUGUGCCUAUAUCCCAGCGGGCCGCUUUCUCAAAAAUCCCUCCUAAUGAGUGGGCAAAUCUCACAACCCAGAAACACUCGCUACACAUGGAUCCUUCAAAAGCUGCCUCAGUUUUGUUCAAAUCUCAUAUGCAUAUGGACAAUUUAGACAAGAGUUUUUCAGGACUAAAAAACAUGGGUACUCGAGAGAAAUUGGAACAUGAGGCUUUGGCCCCUGGUGAAAAUUCCAUCAAUAUGCAAAAUAUUAUUGGAAGAGAAAAGCAAAUGCAAGAAAGCCCUGGAAAACAAGUUUCAGGUGGGAAGAGUGAAAUUUCCCCGCUGGCUACAAGUGCAUCAGGUGGACUGGAAUCUGCUGGGCAUCACUCAUUAAGUGUAUCUCCAUCAAAUUCUAUGGCUACUCGAGUUAAUAUUGACACUUCAGGUUAUUCUCUACAUCCAAAUAUUAGUUCGCAGCAGAAUUACCCCUUAAUGCAUCAAACGCAGGCCAUGAAAAGUGCUGAUAAUGACCCAACUAACAGGAAUGGGAAGAGAUUUAAAGGUCCAGAUUGUGGUUUAGAUUCUCAGCAUGUUGCCAUGGAUGGGGGUCAACUUUUAUCACAUGAACACAGUAAUGUUGUCAGAGAGUCAUUACUUAACCAUGCUUCCAUUUCAUGUGUAGAUGCAGCAGCGGUAGAUUUUUCAUCAAAGAAGGGGGAUGCCUCUGUAUCAUCUACUAUUGACAUUGCAUCUUGUGUGAGGAGCGAGCAUUCUCAAAUCAGUCCUCAGAUGGCUCCAUCUUGGUUUGAUCAAUAUGGAACUUUUAAAAAUAGACAUACUUCAUCCGUAUUUCCUGGAUCCAACAAUGCAGCCAUGAAGCCUUUGGAUCAAUCUUUGAUUGUUGAAAAGCCUCCUGAUGGCUUCAAUGCUCAAAAUCCUGUGAAGCAAGGAAAUGCUUCUGCUGAUGGUAGUGAGCACAAUAGUGAACGGGAAAGUUCAACUCUCGUGUCGAUAGAACACAGAAAUUUCUCUUUAGGUCAACAAUUGCCACUUGAUUUCAUCAAUCAAAGUUUGGCUGCUGUAAGACUCAAAAAGCGCAAAAGCUCUGCACCUGAACUGUUUCCAUGGAACGAAGAAAUGACUCAAAGUUGUAGAAGACUGCAGGAUAUAAGCAUGGCGGAUGUUGAUUGGGCUCAGGCAACCAACCGGCUGAUUGAGAAGAAAGAAGAUGAAGUUGAAAUGAUGGAUGAUGGACUAAUGAUAAAACUGAAGAGGAGGCUUAACUUGACUACGCUGCUUGUUCAACAACUCCUCCGUCCUCCUCCUUUUACAACUCUCUCUUCAGAUGCCAGCUUACAUUAUGAGAGUGCGGCUUACCUUGUUGCAAGGCUAGCUUUGGGGGAUGCUUGUAAUAUAGUUUCUUCCACAGGAGCUGAUAUUGCCUUGCAUCCAGAAAGCGGAAAUCCCCUUUCUGAGGGACUUAAAGUAACUGGUAAAACUGGUGAUCAUCAAAUUAUAGAAGUUGUGGAGGCGUUCAUGAAACGAGCACAGAAGAUGGAAGAUGAUUUAUUGAGAGUGGAGAAGAGAGCUUCAAUCUUAGAUUUGAGAGUGGAAUGCCAGGAUCUUGAAAAGUUCUCUGUCAUCAAUCGGUUUGCCAAGUUUCAUAGCCGAGGACAAGUUGAUGGGGGUGAGGCCUCAUCAUCCUCUGAUGUGACCACAAGUACUCAGAAAUCUUGCCCCCAGAGAUAUGUUACUGCACUUCCCAUUCCUAGAAAUCUUCCUGACAGGGUACAAUGUCUCUCACUUUAAUUAUUAAUUGAUUGAUUUUGUUAACGUCGGCCAAUUAUCUCUACAUCCCCAAUGCGUCUCUGGUCCAUUUUAUUUCAACUUAAGUCGAUAUGCUUCACAAAUAGAACCAUACAAAUGGGAAUAUCAGAGAGAAAUGAUUUCUAAGUUAUCUCCUUGAAAUCAAUUGAGGCUGUUAGAUAUGUGAAAGUUAGGUCAUCAAUGCCAUUUUGAGUAAUAUAAAUAGGUCCCUUCACUCUUAAUGUACAAAAGCAAUUGCAAUGCUCUGUCUUCUACUUUUAUUUUUUCCUGCAAAUGGGAGGGCAGAAGAAUUGCAGUUGUUUUCCAGAAGUCUCCAUGCAUCCCUAAACCCGGGUAUAAAUUGUACUUGUAGUAUGGGUUUUUAUUCAUGAUUUAAGCUUUAGCCUUUCUUAUUUAGGAAAAGAAAGAAAAAGAAAAUGAGUGUUAGAUGUGGAGGCACAAAGUUGGGCUCGAAGUUAGUUUGCUGAUAUUUCAAUUUACAGAUUAUUUGGCCGUUACAUGUAAAAAUUGUAAAUCCUCUAUCAGUAUUUUAGCUGAAGUAAUAAAAUUUUUAUUAAGUGUUUAUUUUAA
Molecule: messenger RNA, 6356 nt
Organism: Cucurbita moschata (crookneck pumpkin)
Lineage: Eukaryota; Viridiplantae; Streptophyta; Magnoliopsida; Cucurbitales; Cucurbitaceae
Exons: 12
Coding region: 516-5768 (1750 amino acids)
Source: RefSeq, a predicted model, not a curated record